AUGACGCCAAUGAUUGAGAGAACACAGCCAGAAAGUGCUGAGACUGCGCUCUCACUGCUCCGCCCUUUCCCCCGUGCUAAGGACGAUGAGCAUGCUUGGCGUUCCAAAGAUUUCACCCCCGUAAAUGACUCCAUCAGGGGCGGCAUUAGCAACAGCGAUCUCGAAGUGGUAGGAGAGCACAUCAAGGAGGCUUGGCCCCACAGGGACGCAGGUGCAUCUGCUUCUGACCUUGGCGAGGCCAUCUUCUCAGGAUUCUUGGGUAAGCUUGGUUUCGAGGGCCGUUCGGUGUGUGUGUACAUCGUGCUCACUUUGAUUCAUGCCUUGUCGGUGCAGACACGACGAAGCUUGGAGGAGCGGGCUUUGCUUCCCAAUCUUUUACUCGACCUCUGCCGCAGAAGCUCGACGCGCAUCACUUCUCGGGUCUCCGACUCGUCAUUCGUCAUCCACACGACUCGGCUGCAAGUCAGCCGGCCUCGGAGCCUGGAGGUGGCGAAGCACCUGUGCACAGCUACGUCCUCAAUCUGCGCACCGCUGAUCCGGUGAAGCGUCCGGAUGGCCGAAACGAGUCUGCCAUCGUUUACGAGUGGGACUUCGACGCUAGCAAGGCGCAGGGCUUCAAUGAUAGCUCCUCCUGCCGCAGCAAGGCUGGAAUACCAGCGUAUGUGGAGGCACAAUGGCAAGAUUUUGCCGCCACGUAUCGUGGUAGGCCUGCAAAGGACGCAGAGAAACUUGACCCAGCUAAGAUCAAGGGCUUCAGCAUUAUGGCGAGAAGCAAUUUCGGUGUGAGUGCAGUGCGAGGAAUCAGGAUGCAAAGGCGCUUUGAGCUUGAGCUGACUUUCGAAGAGGUCACGAUGCUCAGAAACAAUCUGGCAAGUUCGAGCUGCGCUUGGUUGAGCUGCAAGCGCUGCGAAGCACUGGCUCAGCUAUUGGUACCAGUCAUGCCAUUGAGCCACGCGUCUCCCCUAAAGACGCACUCAACGAGAAACAUUCACUGAUGGGGUUUCAUCAAACUAUGGACCCGUUGAGCGUCCUGCAAUCUGGCGAAACGGAGGAAUACCCCGGAAAGCCUCGCUUUGAGGAGGAGGGCCAUCAGAAUGGGCUGAGAGCCGCAAAGACAUCGACGACUCUACUCGUCUUUGUCUUUGCUAUCCUGCUCGGACUCGGCUGGCUUGUCUGGUCCAGCAAACCUCGCGCUAUUCUGAAAAAGGUUGGCUGGCAUCACUGCCAUGAUAAUUGA
Ceraceosorus bombacis is the source of this 1237-nucleotide messenger RNA. The record is from the annotation of a GenBank genome assembly. Lineage: Eukaryota; Fungi; Basidiomycota; Exobasidiomycetes; Ceraceosorales; Ceraceosoraceae.